Molecule: messenger RNA, 852 nt
Organism: Akanthomyces muscarius
Lineage: Eukaryota; Fungi; Ascomycota; Sordariomycetes; Hypocreales; Cordycipitaceae
Exons: 4
Coding region: 1-852 (283 amino acids)
Source: RefSeq, a predicted model, not a curated record
AUGGUUGACCAAGCCCGCCUGCAAGAACCCACCCCUUUGUUUAUCGCGCCGUAUUCCCCUGGUGCUGGCUAUAUAACGGAACUUCCUUCCAGCAAUGCUAUGAAUCAGACAGGUCAACAGAAAAAGGGUGUCGUUCUCGGACCCCCGCCCUCCAGUCGGAGAGGCGCGUCGUCUUUCUACUCUAAUGCCUCAUUUGUCUCUCCCAUCAUCGAAGAGAACCCGUAUUCGAGGUCUCACGGCUCAUAUGCCUCCAGUGCUGCGAUGCCUGAGAACUGGAACUCUGCUGCGGAGAACAACCGUAACAAGAAUGCGGAAACAUUUUAUGAAGAAUCUAUGACAGAUGUCAGCCCUGAGUCAGUCGACGGUGAUUUUGGUGAUGAAAGUCGGUUGGUGCAGCCGGUUGAGCUGGAUUCUGCCGCGAUUUCUGUCCUCGGCCCAAAUCAGCAACGCCCUGCCGAUGUGAAUCGGCUGCAAGGUAUGGGAGCCAAUGAUAAGAGGACGUCUUGGAAUGUCUUGGGCACUGCGAGACGAAUGUCAGAGCAGCCUUCGAGAAUGGUCGAGGGUCAGCCCGGCCAGGACGACAUUAUUCAUGCCUAUGCUGCGGCAAGUUCUGGUACUCCCACGGACUUUCGCAUGGGUCAGAGCGCGUCAGCAAAUAAUACUCGCAACUCGGCCAUGAAGCGAGGACUGCGCAUCGACAUGGAUGCGAGGGCCGUGGAGACACUCGAGGUGGCCGUCCGGGUUCUGGACUCUCUGACAUGCUCGCGGCAUUUCCACCUCCAGUCUCGACACCUCAAUUCAACAACGGACCGAACCGAUCUUCCUGGCUCGGACAAGGUGGUUGGCCGUUGA